Molecule: messenger RNA, 842 nt
Organism: Camellia sinensis
Lineage: Eukaryota; Viridiplantae; Streptophyta; Magnoliopsida; Ericales; Theaceae
Source: RefSeq, a predicted model, not a curated record
UCUCUCUCUAGUUGAAGAUUAGAACAGAGCUUCUCUUUAUCUGAGCUGAAAACACACACACCUAGUGACAAACACAAAGAUCACACACAAAAAACAUCAGAAUCAAAAUCCUAAGCAGCGAAGAUGUCUUGGCAGACCUACGUUGACGAUCAUCUCAUGUGCGAUAUCGAAGGCAACACCCUCACCUCCGCCGCCAUAAUCGGCCACGACGGCAGCGUCUGGGCCCAGAGCUCCUCAUUCCCUCAGUUGAAGCCUGAGGAAAUAGCAGGUAUGAUGAAGGAUUUUGCUGAGCCGGGUUAUUUGGCCCCAACUGGCUUAUACCUUGGAGGAACAAAAUACAUGGUUAUCCAAGGGGAACCUGGAGCUGUUAUACGAGGGAAGAAGGGACCUGGUGGUGUUACUGUUAAAAAGACCAAUCUGGCAUUGAUCAUCGGAAUCUAUGAUGAGCCAAUGCCGCCGGGCCAAUGCAACAUGAUUGUCGAAAGGCUUGGUGAUUAUCUCAAUGAACAGGGUUUUUGAUUGCUGUGUGAAAUUUUAAUACAAGUGUGGCAAAACUUCUUGUGAGAACAAGGUAUUUGAGGAUUGGGAAGUGCUAAGAGUAUGAUCUUUCUCAAGUUAAACUGUCUUGUCUUUGUAAUCUCCUUAUAAAAGUCUUAUUACGAUGAUUUCCAAGUGAGGCACUUACAUACUCUGGAGUGGGUUUUCUUUAAUGGAGUCUUUAUAUGAUUGAAGUCUCUGAUAAGUAUUAAUAUGUGGUUUGUGUAAUCAUCGCAAGUGGCAAUUGUUUGUUUUUUUUUCAACCUGAUUUUUUAUUCACUUGGGGUUGGCUUGGCUUGGCUUCA